AUGGGUUUAUACUACCUGCUGAUUUUGCUGCUCUGUCCAGUCAACGGAGUCGUCAAUGCGUAUGGCGCGUUGGACACCGAUCCCUGUGUUACAUAUACAGCAAUAGACGAACCCAAGCGAAGUACUGCAUACAGAGCAAAUCAAACAUGGGAAGAACUGCUGUGUGAUGAGAAUCUACUUUCAGGAUGGUAUCGUUUUGUUAGUGGUGCUGGGGGUGAAAUGCCCAUUAAUAACGAUAUACCUGCUUACCAUUGUGGUACUCAUAUACCUUUGUAUUUGAACGGCACACAUCCUACGGUGGAAGACGAUGUUGUCAAUCGUACAGCAUGUGGAAAUUACUUAGGGUCUCUUUGUUACCAGAAGUACCAAAUGCAGGUCAAAAAUUGCUCAUCAUAUUAUGUAUACUUUCUUAUCAGAACAAGAGGUUGCUCAGAAGCUUACUGUGCAGGCGAUGAGUUGGAAUGCCAGUCUGGGUACGUAUCUCCAAAUGGUAACUUCACGCCUGACUGUCAAGAUUUAGACGAAUGUACUAGAGAUGUCCAUUCCUGCCAUCAAAUAUGUGUUAACACGGCUGGGUCGUAUUAUUGUGAGUGUAUGGAUGGAUAUAUACUGAAUACCGAUGGUUAUUCUUGUUCACAGACAGGAGCAUCAACUUCGGCGAAUGUAUCAGAUGGAAUAUGUAAAACUCACCACUGCUCAUUGAUUUUAUACUUCUUUAUUUACAACCUCAUUCACUAG
Saccoglossus kowalevskii is the source of this 738-nucleotide messenger RNA. Its product is annotated as oncoprotein-induced transcript 3 protein-like. Gene Ontology annotation, molecular function: calcium ion binding. NCBI's taxonomy places the organism in Eukaryota, Metazoa, Hemichordata, Enteropneusta, Harrimaniidae. The record is from RefSeq and is a predicted model, not a curated record.